AUGGAAUAUGUUGUUUUCGUGGUGAUAUUGGCGCACUUCGUCACGCUCGUGCUGCUGGCGACGAGCGGGGAGUCGACGCGGGCGAUAUCGAGCUUGAGCGAGUUGGCGAAGUCGCCGCUUCGCGCGAUCGACGCGGCAAUCUUGUGCGUGUACUCGAUCGAGGCCGCGGCGCGGAUUUUCAGUCUUGGAUUUAUAGGGCACAAGCACGCGUACAUGUCGAGCGUGUACAACCAGGUCGAUCUCGCCAUCAUCGCCGUGAGUUGGCUUUCGAUGACGAUGCAGUGGCACGGGAGCGAUUCGCUGUUCACGCGCGUGCGCGUCGGACAAUUGCGAUUCUUUCGCGGGGUGCACGCGCUCAAACGGUUCAAGCUCGCGACUUCCGUGGUUUUCAUCGCGGAAUCGCUUCAGAAGUCCAUCGUGCUUUUACGCGAUGUCGCCGCCAUUACUGUGAUUUGCGCCGUGUUUUACGCGCUCAUGGGUAUGGGUAUCUUCGGCGGUUCGCUUCGACGGCGAUGCGUGGAGACGACUUCGGCGGAGACCGCGCGCAUGUUUUACACUGCGGUGAGCGAUCCACCGUUAUUUUGCGGGGACGUCGGCAAUUUACCGAAUCAUAAAGGCUACGUGUGCCCGGGGGUGUACGAUUCCAACUCUUCGUUAUUUUGCAGCGAUUUGGUCGGCAAUCCACAGCACGGUUAUCAAUCGUUCGAUAGCUUCGGGUCAACGCUGCUCGUGAUGUUUCAAACAAUCACGAUUGAGGCGUGGCAGGAUGUGAUGUACCCAAUCGUCAACGCCGAGUAUAAAGCGUCGGCGGCGUACUUUGUGACACUCAUCAUCGUGGGGACGUACUUCAUCGUCUCUGUCUUCGUCGCCGCAGUGAGCGGAGUGUUCCUCCGGCUCCGACGCGAGCACCAGAUGAUGCUGCGAAGUAAAUCAAGAAACGGGGCAUCGUCCGAUGAUGAGCUCGAAAGCGAGCUCGCGAUUCGAAAACUUAUUCGAAGGUUAAACGGCGGCACGGGCGAAACGUUAGCCUCGAUCGCGGAAGCGGCGUUGACGAGAAAGCGAAUGCUGGAAGAAGGAGACAACGAUCAAACUCGAGCAAUACCGAGCGGUGUUGCGCGGCCAAAACGCGAUCGGUUAUCAGAGCGCAUUAAUCAUCCGUAUUUUGACAAGAUGGUGAGAAUUUUAAUCGCUGCGAACAUCGCCGUCAUGGCACUGUAUCGAUUCGAUUUGGACGACACAAAGAAAGAAUAUCUCGUCAUCGCCGAAGGUUUUUUCGUGUCUGCGUUCAUGCUUGAAGUGAUAUUACGGGGACUUGCGGCGAAGGACAUCGGUCGACGUAUCGUGACGUUCAAGCCGACGAAUGAGGAUUUGAUGCUGGUUUUCGACACGGGCGUCGUCGCAAUUAGUGCAACGGUGAUGUGGGGCAAAGGCAUGAAUUUGACUUCGCUGCGCAUCCCGCGGCUAUUCAAGACUUUCGGACCUGCAAAGUCGCAAACAGGCGUGGACACCAUAAAUCGUGUCUUCAAGUCGCUCGGCUCCCUUCUUUCCUUGUUUUUAUUCUACGUCGCAAUUCUCGCCAUGUACGCCGUGCUCGGUAUGCAACUAUUCGCGAAUCGUGAUGCUGGUUUGGAAGACAUGCCACGUCUGCACUAUAAUACGUUUCCACAAGCCAUGUUGGCGUUGUUUGUCGCCAGCACGGGUGAGGGUUGGACAGAUUUGAUGUUUCACGGCGUGCAGAUCACAAAUGCGGCGAUUCCGUUUUAUAUUUCGUUCUUCGUGCUCGUCAACUACAUCGUUCUCAACCUCGUAAUCGCCGUAGUUCUCGAGAACUUGGAGUUGCGAGACGUUGAAAAGACAAUUGUCCAAUCCGAGGAAUUGGUGAAACGAACGGUGAAGAUGGCGAUGCGAGAUCAAAAGUUUGUAGAUUUCAUGGAGCGCGCUCGCGUGAAAUUCAAGUUAACGCUCAGCGGACGCCGUUGGACGGUCGAACGCGCACAUCGACUUUCACCGUGGCUAGAGCUUCGUUCGGAGACGGAACGGCGUAUAUCUAAAGCUAUUGAGCGAGAGAUUGCGGUGUCGCUUGUGCAAAAGGCGACGUCAGAUACAAAGGUUGGUGGCGAAUUUGUACUGUGCGAGUCCAAGUUCGUCCAAGUCGCGCCAAACUCAGUGGGAGACGACAUGGCGCCAGCCGGCGCGGAUGCCGGCGGGCUGACCGUGUGCAUGAAAGUUCGUGUAGACAACGAUAGCGCGCACGCCUUAGGAAAUAGUACAACGGGGAAAGCGGCAUCGCGACACAAUCCCAUCGCUAGAGGCGGCGACGACGACGGGCGCGUGGAGAUUAUCUUUGAAGACGCUGUCUCCAAAGCUACUGACUUCGCGGCGUGCCCAGCUCUACCGUGGUACAUAUCCGACGACGCAUUGUGUAUAUUUCCUUCGUCGGGUAAAUUACGAACAACCUUACGCAGAGUGCUUCGAUCGCGAUGGUACGAGCGCAUAAGUUUUUCUUUCGUCGUCGUAUCCGUCCUCGCGGUUUUGGCGACCAAGCCUGUGGAUCAAAUAAACGAGCUUCAAAAACAUGUCGAUACUGCAAACUACGCCGUUUGUGGAUUCUUCUUGGUUGAUUUCAUCAUGAAUAUCAUCGCACACGGGCUCAUACUCACGCCGGCGCCGUUCGUCGGCAGGGUUUGGAAUGUAUUUGACAUGGCCAUCUUGAUCAUCGACGUGAUGAUUGUGGCCUGUCCCCUAAUACUCGGUGACGCAUACACGAGGUACUGGCGCCGCGCAUUUAAUAUGGCGGCACCCAUGCGACCGAUUCGAAUCAUGACGCGGGUGACGUCGAUGCAGCGACUCGUGAAAACGCUUGUGGUGACGCUUCCAACGAUCAGUGGGAUCAUCAUGCUCACGGGGGGGAUGUUCCUGGCGUUCGCGAUCGUCGCCAUUCGCGAAUACGGCGGGACCUUUUACAGCUGCAACGAUUUAAUGGUGAUGACAAAGAUCGAGUGCGUCGGUACAUUUGUCUCUACUGGAGGCGACAUCAUCGCUCGCGAGUGGAAUAGAAAUCUGUUCGAGUUUGAUUGGAUAGGCAGUGCCAUGCUCACAUUGCUCGAAACGGCGUCUUUGGACGGUUGGAUCGAAGUCAUGUUUGCAGCGAUGGAUAAAACUGGCGUAGGCAUGCAACCUCGAUUUGAACGCAACUGGCCCGCGGCAUUCUUUUUCGUCGCGUUUAUAUUGAUUGGCUCGUUUCUCAUGAUUCGUACGAUCAUCGGUGUUUUCAUUCAUCAGUUUGGUUUGAUAUCAGGUCGCAAGCUUCUCACUGAGAGGCAAAAAUUGUGGCACGACAUGCACAAGGUGGCGCUUUCGCUCAAACCGAUGCGAAUGAAAUUUCUGCCACCUCGAGGUCUUCGUAGAGUGUGUUUUCACAUAGUCAACCAUCGAAGCUACCGAGCGUUCGUGUUGAUCGGAGUCGGCUUGAACGCGGCUUUAAUGGCGACUGAGCGCUACGGCGACGGCGAAAGCGUUUUGGCUCACGUUCGUUCGAUUGGUGAAAUUUGCUUCGUCGGUGUGUAUUUGAUAGAGGUGUUGUUGCAAGUCAGCGCGGCGUACCCGAGCGUGCGCCACUACUUCUCGAAUAAGUGGAAUGCUUUCGAGCUCACGCUCGCGGUCGGUUCUGCGGUGACGUUACAAAGUAAAGCUGGAUCGUUGCGCGAUCAAAUAGGUAGGCCGUUUAGGUUCCUGCGCGUCUUUCGCAUCAUUCGCCAUGUUCAGUCUUUGCAGAUCCUGGCGAGCACACUCUUACUGGCGAUUCCGAGUAUAUUAAGUGUCAUGGGUUUGAUGUUGAUUUGGAUGUUCAUGUACGCCGGCAUCGGAACACAGAUUUUCCCUAACGUAAAGUUUGGCGAAGCUUUGAACAAGGAUGCGAAUUUCCAAACGUUCACUAGUUCUUUCCUCUUGCUGUUUCAAGUCAUCACGGGCGAAGGGUGGCGGCAAUACAUGUAUGAUCUCAUGGUCACCACACCUGAUUGCACGCACUCGGAGGCGUCGUCGGAUUGUGGAUUUCCCGACGGUGCGGUGCUGUACUUUGUCACGUACGUCAUCGCCAUGGGCUACGUUUUCACCAACCUCUUCGUUGCGUCCAUUUUAGACCACGUCACCUUUGGUGUCCUACGCGAGGCCGCCAUCAUUACCCCAAAACACCUUUACGACUUCCAACAGGUCUGGAGCAAGUACGACCCGCUGGCAACCGGUUUCAUCGGUGCGCACAGACUCGGCGAGCUGUUACGAGAUCUCAGCCCACCGCUCGCCGUCGAAUUCCGCGGCGCGCUCCUUGAGAAAUCACCCGUCUUUCGCGAGCAAGCGGAGCGUGCCGCGGCUUUAUGGCGCCGCCGCAUCAUGUACGAAUCUAUAUCGAUUCACGUCCCUGGUCGCGGGAUCCCCUUCACCCCUCUCCUAGAAUCCCUCCUCGCAACCAAGCUCGGCGCCGCCGCCCUAUCGCUCGCCGAGCGACUCGCCCGUCAAAAACGUCUUCGCGACGUCGAAGCCUGGGGCGCCGCCGUCGUCGCCCAGUCCUACAUUCGUGGUCACAUCACUCGCAGACGCUUGCGAAUCGAGCGUUCGAAGCGCAUCGCCGCCUCGCGCGCGUGA
Messenger RNA from Ostreococcus lucimarinus CCE9901, 4641 nucleotides. RefSeq names its product VIC family transporter: calcium ion channel. The transcript has a single exon. Gene Ontology annotation, molecular function: protein binding; high voltage-gated calcium channel activity. The record is from RefSeq and is a predicted model, not a curated record. Gene Ontology annotation, biological process: calcium ion import across plasma membrane. Bases 1 to 4641 code for a protein of 1546 amino acids. NCBI's taxonomy places the organism in Eukaryota, Viridiplantae, Chlorophyta, Mamiellophyceae, Mamiellales, Bathycoccaceae. Gene Ontology annotation, cellular component: membrane; voltage-gated calcium channel complex.